Molecule: messenger RNA, 626 nt
Organism: Microbotryum saponariae
Lineage: Eukaryota; Fungi; Basidiomycota; Microbotryomycetes; Microbotryales; Microbotryaceae
Source: the annotation of a GenBank genome assembly
AUGUUCCUACCCGGCGACAAAUCCCUGAAAGGUGUCACCCCGCGGGCCGAGGAUAAAAAUGUCGUUCACAAAGAGUGCUACAACUCACUCGCCACGCUCAAGAACACGAAGGAGCUCGCGCGCUCUCUCGAGGGUGCGAUUGAGGGUGAGGGCUCAGAGCCGGGACAGCGCGUUGAAGGGUGUGCCUCACUGACGGCCCUUUGCCGCGCGUGACAGGACACCGGCAGCUCUGGGACCAUGGCUUCAUCCACCGGGACGUGUUGUAUGGCAACGUAAUGGUCGACCGGCACGGCGAUGGAGUCUUGAUUGAUUACAAUCUGGCGGUGAAGAAGGCUCGAACGGUUGAAGAAGAGUGUCGCCUCAGCCGCUCGGUACGUUCUCACGUCCGUGCUAGCCCUCGACACGUUCUUGGUCUCACCUAACUCCUUCCCACCCUUCUCCUGUACCAUGAUCAAUGACAGGGCACGCUACCCUAUAUCUCCCGACUCUUGCUCAGCCCCCCAACUGAGGGUGUGAUGCACGAGCGCUGGCACGACAUCAAAUCUUUUUUUUUUUUGUGGCGUGCCGCACUGCAUUUCACACUCUCGGUUUUGGGGGAUGAGCAGGAGUCGAGAGAAAUAUGGUAG